GAUCGGAUUUCGUCCACGUCGACAACGACCGAAUAUACCGGACAUUCUAGCUCGUCUAUCAACAUGCGAUCGGCAGUCGUGCUCCUAACCUCCCUCCUCUGCUCCUCCGUCUCUGCGACACUCUACUUCAAUGCCACGCUCUCCGGCACCAGCCUGACAGUAAACAGCUGGGACGACACGAACAACGACGGCAAGCAACAACCACAAGACAUCAUCUGCAGCGGUAAAGACCUCCAGCCCGUCUCCUCAUACCAAUGGAUGGUCAAAUGCACAGGCGGACCAGACAAGCGCAAGUCAGACACAGUUUUCGACGUUUUCCUGGAGCCAAAUACGAAGAGGUUCUUGGAUGUCAUAUACCGAUAUUCCAACCCUGAUGCCUCCGCGCUGAAUGUUGGAGACAAUGCGGACCAGUUCUUGUUCAAUUUCCGGGUUGGAAGCGUUGAUGGGAAGUUCUUCAAGAGUCGGGAGUUUGCUGCUCAGCAGGACAUCUUGCAUUUGGUGAAGCCGGAAGCGUUGAAGAAUCCUUGCGAUUCUUUGGACUCGUGCUGAAGGAGGCCUCGAGAUUUGUCAUGUCUAAGGUAACGGUACUGUAUGUAUAUGCACGGAGAGAUUCGAAGAAUCGAGCCAAAAAAGUUGCCUGAUUUUUCGCCC
Pseudocercospora fijiensis CIRAD86 is the source of this 651-nucleotide messenger RNA. RefSeq lists its product as uncharacterized. Bases 64 to 549 code for a protein of 161 amino acids. The record is from RefSeq and is a predicted model, not a curated record. Lineage: Eukaryota; Fungi; Ascomycota; Dothideomycetes; Mycosphaerellales; Mycosphaerellaceae. The transcript has a single exon.